Messenger RNA from Pungitius pungitius (ninespine stickleback), 2624 nucleotides. RefSeq names its product calcium channel flower domain containing 1 (gene cacfd1). The coding region runs from base 481 to 990 and encodes 169 amino acids. The record is from RefSeq and is a predicted model, not a curated record. Gene Ontology annotation, cellular component: membrane. Lineage: Eukaryota; Metazoa; Chordata; Actinopteri; Perciformes; Gasterosteidae. Gene Ontology annotation, biological process: vesicle-mediated transport. The transcript is spliced from 5 exons.
UGCACCGCGGUCAUCGGCUGAGCGGCCAGAUAGGAGAACAACGGAGCAUCCACCCAACAAGCCGCCGGGCCACUGGACUCUAUAUAAUAUUAUUUAUUCAAAAAUUAAAGUUCGGGAUAGUUUUUCCUCGUUUUUAUAAAACUGCUGAAGAGCUUAGUUACAGACGCAGAGGUGAUAUCCACUCCUAUCGGCAGCUGGGUGGUGGUGCUCUUUAGCAUUGGCUAGCCGGUUAGCUAGCACUAACUGACCGGGUGUUUGGGGGCGGUGUGAAAAGCAGCUGAACACAAACAAAACAAAAAGAAAGAAGAGCUCAUUUAAAAAUACAUAUUGUUUUUUUUUUUAUUCCCUGCCACGCUAGGUACCGCGGUGUCGUAACAAUCUGGUUUAGCAGUUAGUUUGUUGGGACUGGCUCAGCGUUCCGCACUAAAUACCGGGACUCGGGUUAGCUUCAGCUUGGCUAAACGUCGCUAGAACAACGCGAUGAACACCGAGGCGGAGACCGCAGCCUCGACCAAAGCCACCCCGGAGGACGAUGGCAUGACGUGGUGGUACCGAUGGCUCUGCAAGAUAGCCGGGGUUUUGGGAGGAGUGUCGUGUGCCGUCUCAGGAGUGUGGAACUGUGUCACCGUGAACCCUUUGAACAUUGCUGCCGGAGUAUGGAUGGUGUUGAACGCCUUCGUGCUGUUCCUGUGUGAGGUCCCGUUCUGUUGCCAGUUCAUAGAGUUUGCUAAUGCCAUAGCAGCCCGAGCAGACAAAUUCAAACCUUGGCAGAAAGCCUUCUUCUACUGCGGGAUGGCGAUAUUUCCCGUAUUUCUGAGUUUCUCCUUUACGACUUUGUUCGGAAACGCCAUCGCCUUCGCCACAGGAGUCCUGUACGGACUUGCGUCUUUAGGCAAAAAGGGAGACGCAGUGACGUACGCCCGACUGCAGCAUCACAAACAGGGGGACGAAGAGAGGAUGACGGAAGCGGCCAACGGGGCUCCGGAGUGAGGCGUCCGCCCUCCGUCCAUCUCCAACGCUCCUUUCCUUCUUUCCCGUUUCUGUCGCUGCAUAAUUAUGACACGGAGUUUAUUUAUUUCCUGGAAACUGCUGCAUUAUUGUUCUCCUGGCCGGGGUAAACAUCCAAGCAGAUUGGAUUGUGUCCAUUAUUUGGUACCUGGGGUGGAAGUGGGAUCUUUUAUCAAGACUCCAUGACUUAAACUGUAAGCUUUGUUCUUAUGGUCUUUUCAUGGAUUGUAUUUAUUAUUUUAUUACCUUUUGUUGUUGCUGUCAGUCGUAAACCCCAUUUCUGUCGCAAAAAAGUGAGGUACGUCUUUUUCGCCCCAAAAGCCUUUCAGGAAAUCCCAAUAGAAUUCAAUGUGAUUGUAAAACGUGUCUUCAGGUUAUUUGCUAUGACUCUUGAGGCCGUGAUUCAGAGAGGUCUGAUCACCACAUAUCUGUAAAUAGUCCCGUGGGUUUCCUUUAGUAUCUCCCUGUAUUUGAAUCGCAGAAUGUACCUUUGUUGGAUUACUAUCUAGUAAAGAGAGACAGAGAGAGAGAGAGAUUUUAAAGCUACGAUGCAGACGACACUCUGAAUUGCAGCCUGAACGAUUUUUUAAAUGUUAAAGUCAUUAUGGAUAAGUGUAACAUUGGGAAUGUGGUCUACCCAACGACACACACAGUUACUGCUUAUCCGAUCUUCAUUUUCUACGCAUGGCCUCGUAUGGAGGGAGUGUCACUAAAAAGCUUUCAGUGCAUGUGUGAGGUUGUUAACGUGUCGUUCCUCGUGAUCAAGUAGCCGGUAGCUGCGUGCAUCCUUUUUUGUGUUUUUUUUGGGGGGGGGUUAGAAUCUUUUACCGAAAAUGUGUUGUAUUUAUUAAGAGUCUUAAUUGGUACAUUCUACCAAAAACACAUACAAUAUUAAAUGACGGGACAUGUGUCGGGAUUGGUCUGCACUCCGCACAUUCACCAAAGCCAUGGUUUGCCUUUGUCACAGAAGGGAGGUCUGCAGUGUGCGACGUGUGUUUGUAAUGUUGUUGCCUCGCCUCUGUUGCGUCAUCGUCGGUGGGGACUCUUUGGGAAAUGAUUGUUUACACGUACCUCUUACGGCGGUUUCCAUCCGGUGGCCCUCACUGGCCGCUCCGUGACUGGCUGGGUUUUUUUCACACGGCGCCAGCAGCUCUCAGGUGUCACACGUGCGGAUGUACGCUGGCAGUUUGUGUUGCGUUUUGAAGCGUGCACAAGCAGAUUUAAGAAGGGAUUAAGCACUACACACCAGCAGUACGCUACACUACAAACACACUUUACCGUUUUGGUAAGAUGUUAAAUACAAUAAACGGCGUUCUUUGUCCACAAGCAUCCAUCCAAGUGUAUUUUAGCGCAGUGACUGGCAUUGGAGACUCCUUUGGUUCUGAUUGAUUUUACGUCAUACAGUGUUGAGUGCACAUUGUGCUGUAAGGGAUGUGUGUUGUGAUGUGAAUUCUUAUGUUAUCCAUUAGUGAAUUAAACAAACUUGCUACUACUGUCACGGGUCGAGCUUUCUUAUGCUUUUGAUCCUUUUUUAUGGGGAUGAAUUCUUUUGACUUUGAUGAUCCAACUUGUCUCAAAGCUUUGCUGAACGCUUUUAACCAACUACCUUCACACUU